Rosa rugosa (rugosa rose) is the source of this 708-nucleotide messenger RNA. RefSeq lists its product as uncharacterized. Lineage: Eukaryota; Viridiplantae; Streptophyta; Magnoliopsida; Rosales; Rosaceae. Bases 1 to 708 code for a protein of 235 amino acids. Gene Ontology annotation, biological process: mRNA export from nucleus; mRNA processing. Gene Ontology annotation, molecular function: mRNA binding. The record is from RefSeq and is a predicted model, not a curated record. Gene Ontology annotation, cellular component: THO complex part of transcription export complex. The transcript has 7 exons.
AUGGAAUACGAAAUUGGUGCACCAGGUAAAGCCUACACUGAUUGGGCAGUUCAAAUGGUUGUGGGAACACUAGUUUCCCCUGGGUCCUGUUUACUGAGAUAUAUUGGAGGUGCAGUUCCUUACCGACCAGUUGAGGGUUUGGCAUUUUCAGUUGCGAAGUUUAUACAAAAGGGUGGAUCAUUCAUUAACUAUUACAUGGUAAGUACCAUGGAGGAACAAAUUUUGGGCAAACUGCUAGCUGGUGGUCUUUUCAUCGCUGCUAGUUAUGAUUACGAUGCUCCUAUGGAUGAAUAUGGAAUGUUGGGGCAACCUAAAUGGGGCCAUUUGAAAAGAGAGAGGCAUUCAAUGCUAGAAGGUGAUGGAACAAAUGGAAAGCUUCCUUUGAAACCUAUUAUAUACUUCCAAGAGUACCAAGGCAAAUGGUUGAGUUCUUGUCUUGAUACUUUAAAGAUCAACAUGGAAUUCCUUCAGUGUUGUAUAUUUCCUCGCUGUACUUUCAGCAUGCCAGAUGUUGUCUAUUGUGCCAUGUUUGUGCACACUCUUCAUUCCCUUGGGACACCAUUUUUUAACACAGUCAACCACAUGGAUGUUCUUAUAUGUAGAACCUUACAGUCUAUGAUAUGUUGCUGCACUGAAUCUGAAGUUGGUAGAUUGGGGAAGUUUCUCUGUGAGACCUUGAAAAUUGCUUACUAUUGGAAGAGUGAAUAA